Molecule: messenger RNA, 2073 nt
Organism: Vicia villosa (hairy vetch)
Lineage: Eukaryota; Viridiplantae; Streptophyta; Magnoliopsida; Fabales; Fabaceae
Exons: 2
Coding region: 1-2073 (690 amino acids)
Source: RefSeq, a predicted model, not a curated record
AUGUGUAAUGUCAUUUAUAAGAUUAUUGCAAAAGCAUUGGCGAACAGGUUAAAGCCGUUACUAGAUAAUUGUAUCUCGGAGGAGCAAUCGGCAUUUGUGGAGGGUCAAUCUAUUCUACAUAAUGCCAUGAUAGCAUCUGAAAUCAUUCAUUCCCUCAAGAGAAAGACUCAAGGCAGGAGAGCUCAGUUAACGCUUAAGAUUGAUAUCGGUAAGGCUUUUGAUAGAGUAGAUUGGGGCUUCUUAAGAUGUAUGAUGUUGAAGAUGGGUUUCUUGGAAAAGUGGACACAUUGGAUGAUGAUGUAUGUUACGUCAGUUUACUAUUCGGUUCUAGUUAACUCAGACUCUAUUGGACCUAUUAUACCAGGGAGAGGACUCAGGGCCGAAGUGGAGGAAGUUUCUCAUCUUAUGAGAAUUCUGGAUAUCUAUGCAAAAGCCUCCGGACAGGAAAUCAAUCUAUCCAAAUCCGAGGUCUUUUUCAGUCGGAAUUUGAGUUUACCGGCCCAAGAGGAUCUUGCAAAUAUCAUGGGUGUCCGUCAUGUCUUAGGGACAGACAAGUAUUUAGGGUUGCCCUCGAUGAUAGGGAGGAGUAAGAAGUCUACUUUUGCUUUCAUCAAAGACCGUAUUUGGCAACGAAUUAAUUCUUGGAAAGGUCGGUCCUUGUCAAAAGCUGGUAAAGAAGUCAUGAUUAAAUCAGUUCUCCAAGCUAUCCCGGCUUACGUGAUGAGUAUUUUUAUUUUGCCCGAAGCAGUGAUUAAUGAUAUCGAGAGAAUGUUGAACGCCUUUUGGCGGGGUGGAGGUUCUAAUAGUAAGGGUAUUCGUUGGAUGGCAUGGGAUCGUUUAGCUUGUUCUAAGAAGGUUGGAGGUCUUGGAUUCAGAGAUUUUAGAGCUUUUAAUAUAGCUAUGGUGGCUAAGCAAGGAUGGUUUAUUAUGAGUCACCCGCAAGCUUUAGUGUCCAUAUUCUUCAAAGCAAGGUACUUCCCAAAUACAUCUUUCUUUGAAGCUAACCUUGGUUCUAAUCCUAGUUUUGUUUGGAGAAGUAUUUGGAAAGCUAGAGAUGUUCUUAUGCUUGGUUGUAGGUGGAGUAUAGGUGAUGGCAGCCAGAUUAAGGUUAUGCAGGAACCUUGGAUUCGGGGAAAUGAUGAUAGGUGUGUUCCGGGACCACAACAACAAGGUAUCUAUAAUUUGGUUGUUCAAGAUUUGUUGUUGCCAAAUGCCAAACAGUGGAAUAUGAGGUUGAUUAGAGAGUUGUUUGAUUUUUCAGGAGCGGAAGCUAUUACUUAUGUUCCGUUAGUGGAGGAUGUUGUUGUUGACCGUUUGGUGUGGAGGGAAGAGAAAGAUGGGCAUUAUAGUGUUCGUUCUGGUUAUCACCUUUGGAAAAGUAGUAAGAAGCCUCUUAGCCAGGAUAAUAUUGAGGUUAAUUGGAAUGGUUUGUGGUCUAUCAUUGCUCCCCCACGUGCGAAACACCUUCUAUGGCGGAUUUGCUCGGGUUGUUUGCCUUCCCGGGUCCGACUACGACAUCACCAUGUUCCUGGUCCUAUUAUGUGUCAAUUUUGCGGGGAGGAGGAGGAGGAUGAUUGGCAUUUGUUUUUCGGAUAUCCUGAGACUAUCGAGUGUUGGAGAACAGCAGGUUUGCAUGACACUAUAGCACCCUUCCUUCAUCAUAGUAAUGACAUUCGAUCUCUUAUUCUUAAUUUGUGUAAUAGGGAGGAUAUGAAGGUAGCGGGACGCUUUGCUAUGAUGAUCGAGUUAUUGUGGCAUAACAGGAAUGACUUUAUUUGGAAUAAUGAGAAGGAGGAAGUGUCUAGGCUUGGUUGGUUAGCUUUUCACAAGUGGCAAGAGUGGUGGUUGGCUCAAAAUCCCCAGGAUGGAGAGCCGUCUCUUUCUUACACUCUUUCUUGGAUUUCCCCCCUUCCGGAUGGUUUAAAUGUAACGUUGAUGCGGGUUUUAACCGUACUCAAGGAACUACUAAUAGAGGUUGGUGUAUCCGAGAUAACUUGGGGAAUUUUUUCAAAGCAGGCGUCGCUUGGGAUGUUGGUUCGUUUUCUAUCCUUGAAGCGGAAGCGUUGGCCUUAA